This is a messenger RNA of Amaranthus tricolor (Joseph's coat), 950 nucleotides long. RefSeq names its product oleosin G-like. The record is from RefSeq and is a predicted model, not a curated record. Gene Ontology annotation, biological process: lipid storage. Lineage: Eukaryota; Viridiplantae; Streptophyta; Magnoliopsida; Caryophyllales; Amaranthaceae. The transcript has a single exon. Gene Ontology annotation, cellular component: membrane; monolayer-surrounded lipid storage body. The coding region runs from base 420 to 899 and encodes 159 amino acids.
AGGGAUCGUUAGAUUGUAAUUAAUCACAUUAAAGUUAUAAACUAUCAUAUUAUAUCUAUAAAAUUUGUCACUUUAAAAUAAGAAGAGAUCAACGUAAGAUCAUAAUUAGUCAAUUUUAAAUUAUAAUUGAUCAUUUUAAUCUAUAAUAGAAACAAUCACUUUAAUUAUAAUUAAUUACUUUAAAAUUAUAAAUAAUUAUUAUUUUAAAACCAUAAGUUUACAUCACAUCACCUCAAUAUUAGAAUGACCAUCAACAAUUUGUGAACCCAUAUAGCAUUGUUACACGUGCAAGUUUGCAUGUCCCUAACACAAUACAUACCCACAUUGAUCCAACUCUUAACGUGUCAUCCCUCCCCUACAUAGCAUUCUUCCCUUAAUGGCCUAAUCUUCUCCUAUUCCCUUGGCAAUUGGCAUCAAUAAUGGCCAUUACAACCACUACAUCUACAUUACACACCUUCUUACGCCGCCUUCAACACACCUCCGCCUCUAACUCCACCCAACAUCUUCCCCUCCUUACCCUCCUUAUCUCCACCGCCAUAUUCCUCCUGCUCGCCACCCUCACCCUAACCGCCACCCUCAUCGGCCUCGUCUUUUUCGUUCUCGGUCUCAUCGUUUUUGUUCCCUUCAUCAUCCUUUUUAGCCCCAUUUGGCUCCCUAUUUUUGUGUGUGUUUUUGUUCCUCUUCUCGGAUUUGUAUCUCUUUGUGGGUUUGGUUUCGUCGCCUUGGCUGCUUUGUGGUGGGUCUACCGGUACUGCCGGGGGAUGCACCCACCAGGUUCCGACCGGUUUGAUUAUGCUAGGAACAGUAUUGCCAAUACGGCUCGAGGCGCCAGGGAUUAUGCUAGGGAGUAUGGUGGGUAUCUUCAUUCUAAGGUUAAGGAUGCGGCCCCUGGUGCUUAAGUCAUGGCGCUUUUAAGUCGGGGGUGGUUUAGAGCAUGUUAAGAUGUAAGA